Molecule: messenger RNA, 3000 nt
Organism: Plasmodium malariae
Lineage: Eukaryota; Apicomplexa; Aconoidasida; Haemosporida; Plasmodiidae
Product: ubiquitin-like protein, putative
Exons: 1
Coding region: 1-3000 (999 amino acids)
Biological process (GO): ubiquitin-dependent protein catabolic process
Cellular component (GO): cytosol
Molecular function (GO): polyubiquitin modification-dependent protein binding
Source: RefSeq, a predicted model, not a curated record
AUGUUAAAUUCAACAAAUAAUAAGGAAAAGAAAGAGGCAUUUAUGGACCUUGACAAUAUUGAUCUUAGUGAAUACAACCAUGUAAUAAAUAAUUCCUACAGCUCGGACGAGGAUGAUGAUGAGGAGGUUUCAUCUUCCUGUGAUAGUAAUAACGAUAACAUAAAUGAUAAUAAUAAUAAUAAUGAUAAAAUAAAUGAUAAUAAUAAAGAUAAUAUAAUUGAUAAUAAUAAAGAUAAUAUAAUUGAUAAUCAUAAAGAUAAUAUAAUUGAUAAUCAUAAAGAUAAUAUAAUUGAUAAUCAUAAAGAUAAUAUUAUUGAUAAUCAUAAAGAUAAUAUAAAUGAUAAUGGUAAUAAUAACAAUGAUAAUAGUAAUAGUAAUGAUGAUAUUGUUGGGGCACGAACGAAUAAUGAUAGCACUAAAAAUAAAGCGGAUAUAACUUCGGACAGUGUAUGUAUAACUGUAAAGGGUAGUGAUAAAACGUUUAAUUCAAAUGGCAAUGAAUGUGAAGAAAAAAGCAAAAACAAGGUGGACAUCAUCGGUGGUAGUAACAACUAUGGUAGUAAGGAUCCUUAUGAUGAAAAGAAGUCUACAGAAGAAGUGCAUAGUAAUGGGGUAAACAUCAAUGAUGAUAAUAAUAAUAUUAAUAAUAGUAGUUGUAGUGGUAAUAAGAACAACAUCAACAGUAACAGUAAUAAUAAAAACAGUAACAAUGACAGUAAUAAAAAAAAUAGCAAUUGUAAUUAUACAAGUAAUAGCCGCAAGAUGAGUGCCAAUAGUUCGUAUGCGUACGCCAGAAUAAAGACGAAUGACUGCAAUAACAGUUUAUAUAAAUGUAAGAUUGAAAAGAAUAUAACUAUAAAAAAACUGAAAAAAAGUUUGAACAAAUUGUUAAAUAAUGAAGACGAAUAUAGAAUAAUAUACAGGGGAAGAUUAUUAAAAGAUGUGGAAACAUUGUCAAAAUAUGAUAUAAAAUUUAAUGAUAUUUUAUAUGCAAUUAAAUUGAAUAGGAAGAGGAGUGGAAAUGAUGCUGUGUUAGAUUCAGGAAUAACAAGUUCACAACUAAGUACUAUAGGAGAUGAAUAUAAUGAUGUAGGAAAGUUAUCACAAAAUGAUAAUAUAUCUAAAUUAAUUUCAUCUAUGUUUGAUAAUAGUGAUUUUCUUAAAUCUAUCAUGGAUUCAAAUAAACAAUUACAGAAGUUAAGAGAAAAGAAUUCUGAUUUACAUCAUAUGCUAAAUGAUUCCCAAGCUUUAAAACAAUCUUUUGAAAUGAUUAAAAAUCCUUCAUUAAUGAAAGAAUUAAUGAGAAAUACGGAUAGAGCUAUAAGUAAUAUUGAAGCUAUACCUGGUGGUUUUAACACUUUAAGAAGGAUGUAUCAUAAUAUACAGGAACCUAUGUAUGCAGCUAAUGAUAUAUCAAAUGAAAACAAAAAGAAUAAAGUUAAGCAUUAUGAUUUAAACUCUUCGUCUCCUCCAACUAGUGAAGCUUUUCCUAAUCCGUGGGCAUCUAAAGAUAAUAAUUCAAAAAAUGGCAGAAAUAGUUCAAAUGAUUUAAACAAAUAUCUUUUCAUGAAUAAUAGUCUUUUCAACAAUACCAGCGAUAUUUUUAAAGCAAAUAAGAAGAGUAACAGUAAUGCUAAUAAGGAUGCUGAUAGUAAUGGUGGAGAAAGAGUUAGCUGGAACAGUAAUAAUAAUGGGAUUAAUGGGAUUAGCAAUACGAAUGGGAAUAAAGACAUUAAUGGGAAUAACAGUAUGAAUGGUAUUAACAAUCUGUUAAAGUCGAAUAUUUUUGACAUGCUCCAGAAAUAUCAAAACCCACUAAUUAACAAAGCAGAUAAUACAAAAAUUGAGAAAAAAUCCUUUACUACUACUGAUAAUAAAGCAGUGGAUAGCAAAAAUUUGGAAAAUAGUAAAAAUUACCUGAACAUGUUCAGCAAUGGCCUCCCUAACAGUGGACUUCCGAACAGUGGGUUGCUGAACAAUGGGUUGCUGAACAAUGGGUUGCUUAACAGUGGGCUGCUGAACAGUGCACGACUUAACAAUGGGUUGACGAACGGAGGUCCACCGAACUACGAUCAGUUUAAUAACAACCUGUUUAACAACAUAGUAGACCAAAAUAGGAGAAAUGAAAAUGCCGGUGUAACGAAUAUGUUAAAUCAAAUAAUUUUAAAUUUAAGUAAAAAUAUGAAUGUAAAUAAUUCGGGAUCUAAUAUGAACACAUCCAGUGAUAUGUUGAACGGCAUGAGUAUGUUAAACUCUAUGAGCAAUAUUAUGAAUCCUCUUUAUAACGAUAAUAUUAAUAAUAAUAAUAAUAAGGCUGAAAAUACUGGUAGUAAUGAUAGCAGCAAGACGCACAUUAAUACUGACCCAAGCUCAGAUGUUCAAGGUGUUAACAAUUGUGUAGAAUUAAUGCGUAACAGGAAAAAUGCGAACGAAUAUUUAGAUAGUAAUAUAACUAGUGAUAAUUAUAAGAAUUGUCAGAAUAAGGAAACGUUAGAAAAAGGAAAUUGUUUUAAUUUACUAACACACAAUAUUAAUAAGGAUACAAAUAGCAUUUAUAGUAACUCGAUUUUAGAGAAAAACCGGUGUGAUAAUACUAAUAAUAAAAACUCGUCUCCUCUAAAUAUAUCUACAAACAAUCAAGUUAAUAACUUAAAUAUGGUAGACGACCCAGACUCCACAAAAUUAUCAAUGCCCAUUAGUAUCACUACUGCUACGGGUUCAGCUAACACAACUUCUACUACUACUUCUACCACUGCUGCAACUAACACUGCUACUAAUAACAAUAAUAAUAAUAAUAACAUUAGCACCAGUAGUAGCAGUAGUGGCAUCGCACAGGAGCAGCUCUAUUUUCAAAAAUUAUAUGAGGAACAGAUAAACUCGUUAAAAGUAAUGGGAUUUACAGAUACACAAAAAUGUUUGAAGGCCCUAGUUGAUGCCAAAGGAAAUAUAGAUAGUGCGAUCGAUAUAUUAGUAAAUGAGACCAACGAAAAUGAAAAUUAA